ACGUAAUAAUGGCUCCGCAAUCCGGUACGUUUGUAAACUCCCUCGGAAAAUCAAUGAACCUACCACCCUCGCAAAGCUCCGCUUGACAUCCGCCGCGAACCCCAUCUCGUCGCAACUCAUUCCCCCCGUACCUUGUCUUGGGGGGAAAAAGCCAAUUCUCUCUCUCCCACCCCUUCACCCUCGAUACGAUUGGAACUUCGCCGGACAACCCGCGCACGCACAAUGCCUCCCAAAAAGAUAAUUCGAGCUAACCCCCUCGCGAUCGACCUCUCAGCAAUUCCGCCUUCCCUACCUCCCUCCGUCGAAGAGGCCUACCGGCGAAAAUGCAUCCAGCUCAAGCAGCGCACCGGCGAGGUCGAGGAGGAGAACGACGCGACCCGCGUCCGCCUCGCCCGGAUCCGACGACAAAUUGAGAAGCUGCGGAUGGAGAGAGCCUUCCUGCUCGAACAGCUGGCCAAGAGAACGAGCGCCAACGUGGAGGAUUCAGACGGCAGCCCGAGCCCGCCCCCGACUCCGCAAGAAAAGCCUCUGCGUACGAAACGCGGUCACCGCAAGCCCUCCGUCCUGGCCGAGAUCGACUCGGCCGCAAAGGCCAACUCCAGGCCCCUCAGCCAGACCGCCGCCACCGUCUCGCCCAGCUCCGAGACCUUUUCCCACACCCAGGGCGGCGACGCGACCCAGGGCACCGAUACCCAGGCGUCGGCGCACACCAACGGCGUCGCGAAGCCGCCCAAGCGCCCCGGGAACGCGUUCGAGCUGUACUGCGCCGACACGCGGCCCGCUCUCGAAGAGAAGAACAAGGACGACGCCGAUGCCAACAUUGAAGAGGAGCUCGCCCGCGGUUGGAAGGAUCUCCCCGAGGGUGAAAAGGAGGAGUUCCAGACCCGCUCCGAGGAGGAGAUGGCCAAGUACCAAAAGGAAAAGGACGCCUUCGCGGCCAAGAGCAAGAGCGCCGAGGCCAAGGAUGAAGACGAGGAAGAGCGCGAAAAGUCACCAGAGCCCGCACCAGCUGCGUCACAGGAUGAGGACGUGGAGAUGACCAACUACGAUACUGAGGAGCAGGCAGACGACACGCCCGCGGCCGACGACAAGGACGACAAGGCGGACGACUGA
This is a messenger RNA of Colletotrichum phormii, 1113 nucleotides long. RefSeq lists its product as uncharacterized. The coding region runs from base 223 to 1113 and encodes 296 amino acids. Gene Ontology annotation, molecular function: DNA binding, bending. The transcript has 2 exons. Gene Ontology annotation, biological process: regulation of transcription by RNA polymerase II. Lineage: Eukaryota; Fungi; Ascomycota; Sordariomycetes; Glomerellales; Glomerellaceae. The record is from RefSeq and is a predicted model, not a curated record.